Molecule: messenger RNA, 573 nt
Organism: Leptosomus discolor (cuckoo roller)
Lineage: Eukaryota; Metazoa; Chordata; Aves; Leptosomiformes; Leptosomidae
Source: RefSeq, a predicted model, not a curated record
CCAGGGUGAAAAGGAGAACCCCAUGCGAGAGCUGCGCAUCCGCAAGCUCUGCCUCAACAUCUGCGUUGGGGAGAGCGGGGACAGGCUCACCCGAGCGGCCAAAGUGCUGGAGCAGCUGACGGGCCAGACCCCCGUCUUCUCCAAAGCACGAUACACUGUAAGAUCCUUUGGAAUCAGGAGAAAUGAGAAGAUUGCUGUUCAUUGCACGGUGCGCGGGGCCAAAGCAGAGGAGAUUCUGGAGAAGGGGUUGAAGGUGCGAGAAUACGAGUUGAGAAAAAACAACUUCUCAGACACUGGGAACUUUGGCUUUGGAAUCCAGGAGCACAUCGAUCUGGGGAUUAAAUAUGAUCCCAGUAUUGGUAUCUACGGCUUGGACUUUUACGUGGUGCUGGGCAGGCCUGGCUUCAGCAUUGCUGACAAGAAACGCAGGACUGGCAACAUUGGGGCCAAGCACAGAAUUGGAAAGGAAGAAGCCAUGCGCUGGUUUCAGCAAAAGUAUGAUGGCAUCAUCCUUCCUGGUAAAUGAGCAGUUCCUGUUACCUAAAAAAGCAAAUAAAAUUUUCUAACCCCUAA